AUGCUACCAACAUCUUGCUACGCUAGUCCCUCGUCACAGCAAGACACUGAUGAACUGGUGAACUCGUUGAUCGGGUCUCCGGACUAUAUGCGUUGUAAUCCGUUGUUUGCGAAUGCCGUCGGAGCCGUGAAUAUCGAUAGCCUGGCGUGUACGGGAUUUCCUUCUGCUUUCUACUACCAGGGCAUGGAUAAUUUUCUAGGUCUGCAUAACAAUGGACUCUGGACUCUGCCCAUCUCAUUCCUGCACAACACACAUCGGCCCGAGAAACCGCCGUUCUCCUAUAUAGCACUCAUUGCCAUGGCCAUUAGCAGUGCGCCCAAUCAACGUCUAACUCUGAGCGGAAUCUACAAAUUCAUUAUGGAUAAAUUUCCCUACUAUCGGGAAAACAAACAAGGCUGGCAGAACUCCAUUAGACACAAUCUGUCGUUGAACGAUUGCUUUGUGAAGGUGCCACGCGACAAGAAUACUAUUGACGAUAACGAUGGCGCUGGUAAGGGCAGUUACUGGAUGUUGGACGCAUCUGCAAGCGAUAUGUUCGAGCAGGGGAACUACCGACGACGCCGCACCAGACGACAACGACAUUGCUCCAGUGCCGGUCGCUACGAUCGGGAUGAGGGAACUAGCAAUAAUGAUAAUGGCGAGCCGAGAUUGGCAACCGAUUCACUGGCCGAUUUCGAAUUAUUUUGCAAUGACAGCGGAUCUACAUCGAGACCGAAUUAUUCCGAUCGUAUUACAGAACUACAUCGUCAGUAUUUAUCCGUGUCAUUUGGCUUUAACAAUCUGUUCAGCAAUGACACGCGAGAUGGCACAAGAAAUUUAAACAGCAACAGCGUCACUAUCCCUAAGGACCCAUCUAUUGCAAACUCAGCCGACAGUACUUGUCCAAACAUAGCCGAGAACGCCACGGAAAACCCGCUGCACGAAGAACUACAUUCCCCAAGUGCUUUCUCACCGCCGCCAAACCGGAGAAAACGGGAGGCAUACGAUCAACAACCAUCCCCAACCGAUGCCUUUAAGGGAUUACAUGAUCUGUUUAACGACACACCUACGCCACCUAAAGCAAACAAUCGAACGAAGUCAACUUUGUUCACAAUUGAGAAUAUUAUUGGAAAACCAUAA
Molecule: messenger RNA, 1119 nt
Organism: Scaptodrosophila lebanonensis
Lineage: Eukaryota; Metazoa; Arthropoda; Insecta; Diptera; Drosophilidae
Gene: FoxL1
Product: fork head domain-containing protein FD2
Exons: 3
Coding region: 1-1119 (372 amino acids)
Biological process (GO): anatomical structure morphogenesis; regulation of transcription by RNA polymerase II; cell differentiation
Molecular function (GO): DNA-binding transcription factor activity, RNA polymerase II-specific; RNA polymerase II cis-regulatory region sequence-specific DNA binding
Source: RefSeq, a predicted model, not a curated record